Molecule: messenger RNA, 985 nt
Organism: Trichoplax adhaerens
Lineage: Eukaryota; Metazoa; Placozoa; Uniplacotomia; Trichoplacea; Trichoplacidae
Exons: 4
Coding region: 1-600 (199 amino acids)
Source: RefSeq, a predicted model, not a curated record
AUGUACGCAGCUACGUCCGGUAAAAUGAUCGAAAAAUUGGAUCGUAUAUACAUAUUAAAUAUGAUUUGUAAAGUAAACUUAACCUUGUCCAUAUUUCAAGGCAUGCUAUCAGAGGCAACAGAUAAAAUUGGUGAGAAUUCUGCUGUAGCCUCAGAUACAAAGUCGUCUAGAUUCUCAGCUACACUAAGUAGGACGGAAAAUACAUAUGCCGCCUCGAUCAUCACGGUUACAACUUCAUCUCUUAGGAUCACCAGCAGUAUUAGUAAGGCAGCUACUAAGAGUGUUCAUGACGAAACCAGAUCCAUUACCGCCUCAGCAGUAACAGUCACCAGCUCUGUCAGUCAAAAGUCGCCAGGUUCUGGUGGUGAUAGUGACGAAGAAAAUGUAUCGAUGAUGGUUUUUAUAUACGUGUUCAUUGCAGCUUCCGUGUUUAUACUAGCGUUUUUUGUAUACCGUGCAGUCACUGGAAAAAUGAAACGAAAGACAAAACGUUAUGGUGUUAUUGCUGGCGUUGAUAUGGAGAUGGCUCCGCUUGGACCGACGGAUGACGAUGACGACGAUACUACAGUAUUUGAAGUCAGGAGAAGCCGCAGACAUUAAAGAGGCACUAUUGCUGAUGUGCAGCAUUGUACAAUACUAUAAUAUUUUAGAAUAAGAUUGCAUUAUAACUUAUUUACUAGUUGUUAGAUUAAAAUGAUAAAAAUAGCAAAGUUAGAAUUAAGUGAAUAUUAUACAUUAUGAAUUUCGUUUCACUUUAGUGAAAUUUGGAAUUACGUUGCAGAUACUUUUUUCUGCUAAAUUACAGUAUUGUACUCGUGCGUUAAAGUACAGAAUAAUAUUGCAGUAUGAUCAUCCGGGUACCGGCGGGUAUCGAUAUAUGUAUUCUGCCGAAUUGAUGAGAAUUGGUAUAUUGUGCUAAAAUUUUCUUAUUGCUUUAUAGCUUAUGCAUACUUAUUAUAUUAUUCGAGUAUUUAUUAAAUUAAAU